This is a messenger RNA of Osmia bicornis bicornis, 1274 nucleotides long. RefSeq names its product outer dense fiber protein 3-like. The coding region runs from base 1 to 744 and encodes 247 amino acids. NCBI's taxonomy places the organism in Eukaryota, Metazoa, Arthropoda, Insecta, Hymenoptera, Megachilidae. The record is from RefSeq and is a predicted model, not a curated record. Gene Ontology annotation, cellular component: cytoskeleton. The transcript has 4 exons.
AUGGAGAAUAAAGAAAACAAUGAGAAACUAUUAAAUUGUAUGAUAAAAGUUGUUAUUUACACGUGUGUAGGUCCUGGUCCUAAGUAUAAAUUAAGGACUUUAGUUGGAUACGAAGAACAUUGUCUUUCUCGACAGAGAGGUCCAGCUUAUACUAUAAGACCUCGUACAGAGCUUCAUAUGCGAAGUAUUGGUCCUGGACCACAAUACAAUGUUUCAAAACUAACAAAAUAUGGAGUAGAUAAGCCACCUGCAUAUACAAUAGCUCCUCGAGAACCUUUUAGAUUAAGAGAUUCAGGACCAGGACCAGGAGCACAUUACCCAGAAUUAUGUCUUCCAAUGAAUCAUGAUGUUAGACCUCCUGCUUACACUAUUAAAUCAAGAACUAAAAAAGGACUAAGUGAUAGUGGGCCUGGUCCAAAUGUGUACAUUUUACCUUCAUGUAUAGGACCUAAAAUUCCGGACAAAGAAGCUCAAGGUGCUUUUUCCAUAUCUGGCCCUCAUAAAAUACGCCAAGAAGAUGUUGGCCCAGGACCAGCAGCAUACACAAAUAUACGAACUGACCUUAUAAAACGUAGCUCUCCAGCAUUUAGUUUAAAAUGGAGAUAUCACAGAAUAGAUACAGAUGUAAGUCCAAUGCCAUAUUUUCCACAGUAUAAUAAAGGAAGACGAGCACCUACCUACUCCUUUGGUAUAAAACAUAGUGAAUGUGCUGGAAUACCUAUCACAGAAUUAGAUGAAGAUUGAUGUUAUAUAUUUAAUUUUAUAAAUUACUAAGAAGUGUCUACUUAAUGUUUAUACAAUGGUUUUGUACAGAAUAUUUACAAUAUUUGUAAUGUCAAAUUUUUAUAAUUUGUUUAUAUAAUUAAAAUAUGUUACAUAAAAUCUAACUGAUUCUUGCACAUCUUUUCGUCCGUCUUCAAAACGCAUAAUCCAUUUAUUAACAAAAAGUAUUCCUCUUACAAAAGAAUUCUCAUUGUAAUAAGUUUGAAAAAUCAAUUUCUUUUUCUUUUGUAUAAAUAAAAAAUAUAAGAUUUCAGAAAUGUACUUCUAAAAUUUUGAUGUGGAGCUUAUAGCAGUAACAAAGUUACAGUCCUUUAAGGUCGAAGCCAUACGAUCUCUUGUUUUACAUGAGCUUAAUUAGGAGAUGUGACUGUUUCAGCCAAUAAUACGUUACAGCUGAAAGUACGGAUGAAAUAUGACCAAUCAGGCCCGCAUUCUUUUCAUAUUCAAUCUUUUUAGCUCCGUAUACAUAUACUGUUGGCCAAAAGCUUCCC